UCCUCCUUUCUUUCUUUCUUUUUCUCUCACUCUCACUCUCACACACAUUCAUUUUAACUCAUCCCUAGUCGACUCAUUUCAUACAUCAUGUGCAACAAGCAUGGCAAUUCCAACCGUGUAGUCCUGCCCACUCACGUCACACCCUCACAUUAUACCCUGACCGUCACUCCAGACCUCAAGGAGUUCACUUUCCGAGGAUAUGUCGAGAUCAACAUUAACAUUCAUGAGGCUACCAAAACCAUCCAGAUCAACACCAAGGAACUGACGAUUAAAUGGGGCCGUGUCGAAAUUGAUGAUAAAACCCAUGAAGCUGUUGAAACGACUUUUGAUGAGCAUCGUGAGACUACUACAUUCACUUUCGAAUCAGAGCUUCCUAAAGGUUCUGCUCUCCUUAGUAUCUACUAUGAUGGGAUUCUUAAUGAUAAGAUGGCUGGUUUCUAUCGCUCAACUUAUAAAGAUACAGAGGGUAACUCUAAGGUUAUGGGUGUCACCCAAUUCGAGGCUACUGAAGCCCGUCGUGCCUUCCCUUGCUGGGAUGAGCCCUCUGUCAAAGCUACCUUCUCGAUUAAGCUUGUUGUCCCCGUUGAGCUCGAGGCUCUCUCUAAUAUGCCCGUUGAAUCCAUCACACAAGUCGAGCCCGAAGAAAAGACAGUCCACUUUGAGAAGACCCCCAUUAUGUCUACUUAUCUCGUUGCUUGGGCUGUAGGUGAUUUUGAGUAUGUCGAGUCCACCACCACCAAGCUCAAAAACCCUGUUACUUGCCGUGUCUACACCCUCCCGGGAUUGAAGGAACAAGGUCGUUUCGCUGUCGAAAUUACGCCAAGAAUCCUCGAGUAUUUCUCCGAAAUCUUUGGAACUGCUUAUCCUCUGCCCAAGCUGGACCAAAUUGCUGUUCCUGAUUUUGACAUGGGUGCUAUGGAGAAUUGGGGUCUUGUCACUUACCGUACUGUUGCUCUUCUCUUUGAUGAAAAGACCUCUGAUUUGCGUUUCAAAGAGCAAGUCGCAUCCACUGUUGCUCAUGAGCUCGCUCAUCAGUGGUUCGGAAACUUGGUUACGAUGGAGUGGUGGGAUCAUCUUUGGCUGAAUGAAGGAUUUGCCACCUGGGUUGGAACUUUGGCUGUUGAUCAUCUCUUCCCCAAAUGGGAUACUUGGCCUACUUUCAUUGUCUCCGAUGUUCAACGUGGUAUUUCUUUGGACUCACUUCGCAGUUCCCAUCCUAUUGAGGUCCCUGUCAACGACCCUCAUGAGAUUCACCAGAUCUUUGAUGCCAUCUCCUACUCCAAAGGUGCCUCUGUCAUUCGCAUGUUGAGCAACUGGUUGACAGUUGAUGUCUUUCUGGCUGGAAUCCGCCGAUAUCUCAAGAAGCACGAAUAUAAGAACGCUACUACGGACGAUCUCUGGAACGCUCUUUCAGAAGAGUCCAAAGUUGAUGUCAAAGAGUUUAUGAAUACCUGGACUCGCGUCAUUGGUCUCCCUGUUUUGAAUAUUACAGAGGAAGCUGGUAUUAUUACUGUAGAGCAGCACCGCUAUCUAUCUACCAAUGAUGUCAAGGCUGAGGAUGAUGAGACUAUCUGGUGGGUUCCUUUGGGUGUCCAUCCUAAGCCUGCCUCGAUCACUGACCCCAAUCAGACUCUCAAGACUCGUACGCUGAAGUUUGAAGUCCCUGAGGGCCCUUAUCUGUUCAACAAGGAUUACAAUGGUGUGUUCCGCACUAAUUAUCCUCCAAGCGCCAUUUCCCGUAUCGGAAAGGCCAUCCUAGAGGGCUCGGACCUUGUAUCAUUGAGCGAUCGUGCUGGUCUCAUUGCUGACAUCUCAUCUUUGGCCAAGUCUGGUCACACUGCCACCAAGAACUUUUUGGACUUGGUUCAAUACUACAAGAAUGAGAAGACAUAUGUCGUCUGGGAGCUCCUUGCACAACGUGUAAGUGAGAUUGGAGCCAUCUUUGCAGACAAUGAGCGCGUUUACCAGGGCAUCCGCCACUUCCAGCGCAAUUUGAUUGACAACAUGGUCAACAAACUUGGAUGGGAGUUCCCUGAGGGGGAGGACUACCUUACGAGCCGUCUCCGUAACGUGAUCCUUCGCACUGCUGGUCGUGCUGGCCACGAGGCUACUGUUGCAGAGGCUAAACGUCGCUUCGCCAUCUUUGUUUCUGAUCCCAGCCAGGAUUCCAUUCUCCACCCUUCGGUUCGUCAGACUGUCUUUGAGAUCGUGUUAAGCAACGGUGGCGAACAAGAGUUCCGUCAUGUCCUCAAGUACUUCCAUGAUGCUCCCAAGCAGGAUCAGCAGGUUGUUGCUCUUUUGGCGCUCGGUCACGUCCAGCAACUUGACCUGAUCGCCGAGGUUCAGCAGUUGGCCAUUUCAGGAGCUGUCCGCUCUCAAGACAUUCUUUAUGUUUUGAUUGGACUGGCUACUAACCCUAAGGCUCGCUUGCCUACUUGGGAAUUUGUCAAGAACAAUUGGCCUGUGCUGCAGGAGCGUUAUAAGUCUUCGAUGGGCCUGUUGGGUAUGUGCGUUAAGUAUCCCUUGGCUCAGGUUUCAGACAGUGCGUUGGUAAAGGAGGUGACUGAGUUCUUUGCGGACAAGGAUACCAAAGACUUCCAGCGUGCACUGGACCAAGCCAUCGAGGGAUUGAACGUCAACUCUGCAUGGGUGUCGCGAGAACAGGAGAGCCUUUCUGAAUGGUUGACUGCAAACAAGUUGUAGACAUCUUAGUUUACUUGUAUGAUAUGUAUAGCCUGUAUGUUAUUGAAGCAUUAUGAAUAGAGCAGUGCCGUUUUCAG
Lobosporangium transversale is the source of this 2780-nucleotide messenger RNA. RefSeq names its product peptidase family M1-domain-containing protein. Bases 88 to 2703 code for a protein of 871 amino acids. Gene Ontology annotation, molecular function: peptide binding; metalloaminopeptidase activity; zinc ion binding. NCBI's taxonomy places the organism in Eukaryota, Fungi, Mortierellomycota, Mortierellomycetes, Mortierellales, Mortierellaceae. The transcript is spliced from 4 exons. The record is from RefSeq and is a predicted model, not a curated record. Gene Ontology annotation, biological process: proteolysis; peptide catabolic process. Gene Ontology annotation, cellular component: cytoplasm.